Lingula anatina is the source of this 1137-nucleotide messenger RNA. Its product is annotated as FMRFamide receptor-like. The record is from RefSeq and is a predicted model, not a curated record. Gene Ontology annotation, biological process: G protein-coupled receptor signaling pathway. Gene Ontology annotation, cellular component: membrane. Lineage: Eukaryota; Metazoa; Brachiopoda; Lingulata; Lingulida; Lingulidae. Gene Ontology annotation, molecular function: G protein-coupled receptor activity.
AUGGGCAAUUUUUCUACAGAUCCCUACAGGACCCUGAACAUUUACCCAGAGUCGCUGAACUUUUACACGUUUCUUGUCGGGGGCGUCAUUGGAAGCAUCAUCUGCCUCGUCGGUAUCAUUUUCAAUACGACUUCAAUCCUGGUAUUCGCGAGGAUGGAGGUUCAAUCUGGAACUUCUUUUCUCCUCAUCUGCCUCGCUGUGAACGAUAACGCCAUGCUGUUGUGCCAGUUCAUUAUGUAUAACAUCCCGUCACUCUACCCCUACACAGGCUGGUUCGAAAGCUACUUCCAUUCAAUACAAGGGUACUACAAGUACGUCUGGGGUUUGAAUUUCAUUCCGGGUACGAUUGUCAUUUAUCUUGCCGUGUUUGUGACACUGGAACGCCACAAUGUCGUCUGCUCGGACCACCUGGAUGCCGGCCCGCAACAAGCCCCUUCAAAAUGGUACCUUCCCGUGUUCGCGCUUGUUGUUCUCGGCACCAUCUUCAAUCUGCCAAAGUUCUUAGACACAGAUUUCCAAGGACAUCGUUUGUGCGGGGACCCCAAUGCUUCCACGACGGUCUAUUGCUUUAUGGUUCCAACAAUGAAGCAGUCGCCAUCUUGGAGAUUGUACCAGAUUCUGUACCGUUUCGCCCUGUACGUGAUAUUUUUGUUGUUUGUGCCGGUGUCGGUGGUGGUCAUCUUGAAUGUUAAAAUCCUGAGACGUUUGAGGGAACGCUCUUCUGCAUUCUCUAACGCGAGGCGGAACGGCAGGGCGUCGGCAGUGAGAAACCUGAAUCAGAAUGAGCUGACGAAAAUCGUGGUCAUCAUCGUCGCUCUGAUGUCGUUGACGCAGUUCUUCACGUCGGUAGCCCAGUUCAUGCAUACAUUCACGGAACCCACAGAGGCCAACCCCUAUACCUUCCCCUUACUGAGCGACGUGGUCAUGCUCAACUCGGCCGUCAACUUCUUCAUUUAUGGUCUGUUUGGGAGCAAAUUUCGUGAGCACCUUAAAGAAAUGGUAUGUUUUUGUAGGGUUCGGUCCACGUGUUGGAGGAAUUCUAAUCCUAGGCCAGCUACCAAUGGAGAGAGGAAUGUGAACGUAGGGAUGAGGAUCCAAUCUGUUACUAUAGACAACCGGGCUUUUAGUGGUGACUAG